AUGGCGUCGCUAAGGUGCUUUCUGCGCUCGGGACGGAAUGCUGCCGCCGUGGUUCUGCGAAGACAGUUCCACAAGACGCCGCCGGCCUGUUUGCAGGUGACGGUCAGAGAUGCCCUGAACCAGGCGAUGGACGAGGAGCUGGAGCGGGAUGAACGAGUCUUCCUGCUAGGGGAGGAAGUGGCGCAGUAUGACGGAGCUUACAAAGUCAGCAGAGGUCUGUGGAAGAAAUAUGGAGAUAAGCGCAUCAUUGACACUCCUAUCACCGAGAUGGGGUUUGCGGGUAUUGCUGUCGGUGCUGCUAUGGCAGGCCUGAGGCCCAUCUGUGAGUUCAUGACAUUCAACUUCUCCAUGCAAGCCAUCGACCAGGUGAUCAACUCCGCUGCCAAGACGUACUACAUGUCUGCGGGGCUGCAGUCAGUGCCCAUCGUGUUCCGCGGGCCCAAUGGGGCGUCUGCGGGCGUGGCAGCCCAGCACUCGCAGUGUUUCGCCGCCUGGUAUGGCCACUGCCCCGGCCUCAAGGUCCUGAGCCCCUGGAACGCCGAGGAUGCCAAGGGCCUCCUCAAAUCCGCCAUCAGAGACGACAAUCCCGUGGUAUUUUUGGAGAACGAGCUGAUGUACGGCGUCCCAUUCGAGCUGUCUGAGGAGGCACAGUCCAAGGACUUCACCAUCCCCAUCGGGAAGGCGAAAAUCGAGAGGCCGGGGGAUCACAUCACCCUGGUGUCGCAUUCCCGAUACGUGGGUCACUGCCUGGACGCGGCGGCCGUCCUCGCGAAGGAAGGCAUCGAAUGUGAGGUGAUUAACCUGCGCACCAUCAGGCCCAUGGAUGUGGACACCAUUGAGGCCAGCGUCAUGAAGACCAACCACCUGGUGACGGUGGAGGGCGGCUGGCCACAGUUCGGUGUCGGAGCUGAGAUAUGCGCGCAGAUAAUGGAGGGUGCAGCUUUUAACUACCUGGAUGCCCCUGCUGUGCGAGUCACAGGCGUAGACAUUCCCAUGCCCUACGCCAAGAUUCUAGAGGACCACAGCAUCCCCCAGAUCAAGGACAUCAUUUUUUCUGUGAAAAAGACCCUUGGCGUUUGAUUGGCUGGUCCGGAUCCCUCAAGUGACCCCAAGUUACCUCAAACCAUAAAUUUGUUACCUGAAAACAGCUGUAUACUACAGAGCCCCUGGGUGUGCUGAGCCGGCCUUCUGGUGCCAAAGUUUGGUGUAUUUUGUGUACAAUCAACCUGCACUUUAGUCUCUCCUAUUUACCGUAAGAUAUUGGACCUGCGGUUGUCAGUUUUAACUUAUAGUGCACCAUAUUUAAUAGAUUUUGUCAUAUUUUAUUCUGUAGAUGAUGUACAGACCUACAUUAGUUGCCAGUGGUUUUCUUCCAGUGAAGGGGUUCUUACUGAGGUGGCACGCACGCAUUGGGGUUAUCAUGGGUGGGCAGCAGUGAUACUCAGAUGACUUUGCAGAAUGUGCGUUGCGUGAUGUAAGUGCACCAUCUUGCUGAACGUCAGUGAAAACAGAAGCAAGACAAGAUUAAAAACAUGCCUACUGAUAUCUGGAAUGUUGGCUCUUUUAAAGGGAGGGGUAUGUAUACAAAUCAAACUAUUGAAAGAGAUACAGUAAUGAAAUAUGGUUAAAAAUCUCUGAGUUAGAAAAGACUGUUUAUGAGGAAUGUCUAGUCCAGGUGUAGGGUUUGAGUGUUGAAAAAUACAAUUAUAUAAAAAAAAA
Messenger RNA from Megalops cyprinoides (Indo-Pacific tarpon), 1719 nucleotides. RefSeq names its product pyruvate dehydrogenase E1 component subunit beta, mitochondrial-like. The transcript is spliced from 10 exons. NCBI's taxonomy places the organism in Eukaryota, Metazoa, Chordata, Actinopteri, Elopiformes, Megalopidae. The coding region runs from base 1 to 1080 and encodes 359 amino acids. Gene Ontology annotation, molecular function: pyruvate dehydrogenase (acetyl-transferring) activity. The record is from RefSeq and is a predicted model, not a curated record. Gene Ontology annotation, biological process: pyruvate decarboxylation to acetyl-CoA.